GUGAUCAAGAACUUAAAGGGUGUCAAAUCUAUUUGGAAAAUUGAGAACUACACAAGAAAAUACAAGCUUCUCUAUACUUUUAUGACUAGUUGUAAUUUUUUUUUUAUUACUAAAACCUCUAAUUUUACGGCCUAUAAUAUGACUAAAUGAACUUUUGCCAACAAUGUUUCCGGUACGAUAGAGGUUCGAAUAUUAUCUUUUGUAAUAAUUAUGAGAUCCGACUCUUUUUUUCUAUUAUAUAAACGCUUUUAUUAAAAAAAAUAUAAAAAAAAAAUUAGAGUCCUUUACCCGGCAAAAAGAAAAAAGAAAAAGUAAAGGUCCCUUUUUAAUUAAAAAGCUCAGAUAAUUUUAGUGCGUCUAAUCUUGGCUAUAUAGUAUAUUAUUGCAGCUCCUAAUCAAACACAGCUAAAGAUUGAAAACCUAAACUAAACAGUAACAAAAUAAGAUUAUGGCAGAAAUAGUUAAGCUUUAUGGUCUUAGGGCAAGCCGUUUCAGUAACAGAAUAAACAUAGCUCUGCAACUCAAAGGUGUUGAAUACAAAUACUAUGAAGAAGAUCUGAAGAACAAGAGUGCUUCCCUCAUCAAAUACAACCCAAUUCACAAAAAAGUCCCUACCUUUGUCCACAACGAAAACCCCAUAGCAGAGUCACUUGUAAUUCUUGAAUACAUCGAUGAGACAUGGAAGACUCACCCCAUCUUGCCUCAACACCCUUACGAAAGAGCUCAAGCCCGUUUCUGGUGUCGGUUCAUGGAUGACAAGGUUAUGGCUGCUGCAUGGAAAGCAUUCUUUGUUAAGGAGGAGCAAAAACAAGGAUUGGAAGAAGUAAAUGAGUAUCUAGAGAUUCUAGAGAAAGAGUUGAAAGGUAAGUACUUUGGAGGUGAUAACAUUGGAAUGGUAGACAUUACAGGAAACUUCAUAGUCCGUUGGAUCCCAGCUAUACAAGAGCUUAUGGGAGUAGAGAUAUUUACAGAGGCAAAGUUUCCCAAGCUUGGUAAAUGGAGCCAUGAUUUUGCUACUCAUCCUGUGGUUAAGGAAGUAUUGCCUUCUAAAGAAGAACUCAUUGUUGCCUUCAAGCGUUUUUUGAACAUCACCAACUAAAGAAAAUGAUCAUUAUAUAUAUCAUAUCAUAAUAAAUAAUGAAUACACUGGAUGUUGUUGGUGUUCCUUUUAUAAUUAAGCUGCAUUGUUUCUCUAAAUAUUUACUUUUGUUUGUAAUAAGGGAUAUAAUUUCUAAUAUGUAUUCCAAGUUUAUUAAGAGUGUCAUGUGAAAAAUAUGACUAAAA
This is a messenger RNA of Cannabis sativa, 1284 nucleotides long. Its product is annotated as probable glutathione S-transferase. Gene Ontology annotation, biological process: glutathione metabolic process. The transcript is spliced from 2 exons. Gene Ontology annotation, molecular function: glutathione transferase activity. Lineage: Eukaryota; Viridiplantae; Streptophyta; Magnoliopsida; Rosales; Cannabaceae. The record is from RefSeq and is a predicted model, not a curated record. Gene Ontology annotation, cellular component: cytoplasm. Bases 449 to 1099 code for a protein of 216 amino acids.